Messenger RNA from Lichtheimia ornata, 411 nucleotides. RefSeq lists its product as uncharacterized. The transcript has 4 exons. Lineage: Eukaryota; Fungi; Mucoromycota; Mucoromycetes; Mucorales; Lichtheimiaceae. The record is from RefSeq and is a predicted model, not a curated record. The coding region runs from base 1 to 411 and encodes 136 amino acids.
AUGUUUCAACGAUACUAUGGCAGAGUUACUCGUGGAAUGAGCUUUCAAUAUCGGAUGAGAUGCCGUCAACAAGGUGGUUGUAUGGCCUUCUACAUGUCUACGAAUACUGCCCAAAGCGCCUCCUCUGAUGAGACAGGACCAACAAAACCGUAUGAGUCGAGAUUGGAAAAUUUGUACACUAAACAUCAAGUGGCUGAAUUCUGCAGGGAAUCAAGCAGGGUUCAGCGGCACAUCCUAGUGGACCCUGUUUUUGAUAAGGCUAUUCAACAAUACAUAUGCACAGAGGAUGCGUUUCCCGACUCCUAUGAGCAAGCUGCUCGUUGGGUGUAUGCUCGUGUGGAAGGACAACUUUUGAAUCCACAAGACACUUUGAAAUAUCCAUUAUCCCGUCAGGCAAGUGCCAUCCAAUGA